This is a messenger RNA of Jaculus jaculus (lesser Egyptian jerboa), 312 nucleotides long. Its product is annotated as non-histone chromosomal protein HMG-17-like. The transcript has 2 exons. Gene Ontology annotation, cellular component: chromatin; nucleus. The record is from RefSeq and is a predicted model, not a curated record. Gene Ontology annotation, biological process: chromatin organization. NCBI's taxonomy places the organism in Eukaryota, Metazoa, Chordata, Mammalia, Rodentia, Dipodidae. The coding region runs from base 1 to 312 and encodes 103 amino acids. Gene Ontology annotation, molecular function: nucleosomal DNA binding.
AUGGAGAAUUCUACCCUGCUAAAAAAUGUCUCUACUGUCACUUUACCACAAAGAAAGGCUGAAGGUGAAGAUAAAGGAGAUAAGACCAAGGUGAAGGAUGAGUCACAGAGAAGGCCGACAAGAUUGUUUGCUAAACCCAAUCCUCCAAAGGUAGAGUUCAAGCCUAAAAAGGUCCAACUGGGAGAGGUGGUGCCCAGAUGGAAAAGGAGAACCUCUGAUAGAGGCAAGCAUGGAGACAUCCCUGCAGAACAUGGAGAUGCCAAAACCGACCAGGCACAGAAAGCUGGAGGUGCAAGUGAAAUGUGUUUUUGA